This is a messenger RNA of Conger conger (European conger), 3862 nucleotides long. RefSeq names its product nuclear distribution protein nudE homolog 1-like. The transcript is spliced from 9 exons. Gene Ontology annotation, cellular component: kinetochore; kinesin complex; centrosome. The record is from RefSeq and is a predicted model, not a curated record. Gene Ontology annotation, molecular function: microtubule binding. The coding region runs from base 212 to 1258 and encodes 348 amino acids. Lineage: Eukaryota; Metazoa; Chordata; Actinopteri; Anguilliformes; Congridae. Gene Ontology annotation, biological process: microtubule nucleation; centrosome localization; chromosome segregation.
UUGGAUUUGAACGUUCUGAACAGACCACAGCUCCCUACUGUUUCACCCUGCGAAGUUCCAUUUCUUCUUAGGAAUAGCUUAGUUUCUUCAUGACUUGUUAGCUAAAUUACAUAUCAUAAAAGUGGACUUAAACCAGUAACAGAAGACCAGCAAACCACCAUCUUUGACACCUAGAUUUGGAACUGGAGGUUCUGAAGAUUCCCGGUAAGAUAUGGGAGAACCCACAUCAUCAAACUUUUCUUCUAUAGUGGAAGAGCUGAAUUUCUGGAAGGAACUGGCUGCUAAACAGCAGCAGAGUGCGGAGGCGGCCCAGGAGGAACUGCAGGAGUUCCAGCAGAUGAGCCGUGACUAUGAGGCUGAGCUGGAGGCAGAGCUGAAGCAGUGUGAGACUCGCAACCGAGAGCUCCUGUCCCAAAACAACCGCCUGCGCAUGGAGCUGGAGACCUACAAGGAGAAACUGGAGAACCAGCAUUCAGAAGCUUUCAGACAGAUUUCCACACUUGAGGGAGACUUGGCGGAGACCACCGCUGUCAAGGACCACCUACAGAAGUACAUCAGAGAACUGGAGCAGUCCAACGAUGACCUGGAGAGAGCCAAGAGGGCCACCAUCAUGUCCCUGGAGGACUUUGAGCUGAGAAUGAACCACGUGAUCGAGAGGAACGCCUUCCUGGAGAGUGAACUUGACGAGAAGGAGAACCUGCUGGAGUCUGUGCAGAGGCUGAAAGACGAAGCCAGAGACCUGCGGCAGGAGCUGGCCGUGCAGCAGAAGGACCGCAAGCCAUCCCUCGGGCCGGCCAAGGACGGCGACAAAACCCAGCCGCUGUCGCGACCCCCGUCUGGCCUCCGCUCCCUCCCGGCCACCCCCUCUGGACAGCGCGGCACGAACGGGGCCUUCUCUACCCCCCCGUCCUCAUACCGCCGAGGUGAUGGUCUGACUGGAACCCCACUCACUACGUCUGCCAGAAUCUCUGCCCUCAACAUCGUGGGAGAGCUGCUGAGGAAAGUUGGGAACCUGGAGUCGAAGCUGGCCUCCUGUCGGGAUUUUGUGUAUGAUCAGACACCAGGCCGAACAACCCUCACUGCUGCUCCAGGGACACCCACUAUCCCACGGGAUGGACCUGAAAACCACUCCAGCCCCAGCGGCCUGCCGCUGUUUGAGAAAGGCUUGGUGAAGCGGUUGGAGUUUGCGCCAGCGUCUCCUAGCGUCGCCUCCUCGGCCCUCCCGUCUCCGCAGGGAGUGGUAAAGAUCCUGCUGUGAGACCCCUCUCCCAUUGCCCUCCACAGACUUGGCUGACCUAGCAUCGCUUGAAGAUGUCAAUGCUGCAUUCUUUCCUCUGCUGCACCACAAUUCCUUUGCUUUUACCAAGUGCACAGACUUAGUUCCUCUUACCAGGCUACUGCAGGCCCAGUUCCGACAGUCCCCAGAUGGACUCUACCGAGAAGCACUGAAAUAGAUAGCCCUGCAGUUAGACAUCCAGUGGGAAUGAAUAAACAAGCUAACAUUUCCUUGCUCUGAAAUAAUCCAUUAUCGUCACCUCCCUGUCCCUGGAUCUAAUGCCGGCUUGUCCUCCUUUGUGGGGAUUAACCGUAGGGAGGAAGUGGAGCCUGUCAGUAGUUCUCAUUUAUCCGCUGCUGCCUUUUACAAUGCAUUGGAAGGCACCGUUCCUUUCUCCCGUGAGUUAUGUUCUCUGUGGGCCCUGGCCUGAAUGCUUUCAACUUAACAGUGCACUCUCUCUCUGUCUCUGUGAGCCGUCUUCAGCAUGGUGAAUGGGGGAAGCGGGCAGUUCUCUCUGGAGUCUCUUGCCAAGAAAAGCGUGAAGUGUGUGUGAGUGAGUGUGUCUGUGUGAGACUGACAAUGCACAACCAAUGGGAACAGUCCUGCUUUGGCUGAACAUUGAUCAGUGUGGCACAACCUGUAAACAAAACACUGGAUAUGUGCAAGACAAAAAUAAGUUUGUAUUUUUUUUGUUUUUUUAUUUCUACUGUUUCUUGCGAAGUAAAAAAAAAAAAUUGCAGAAAUGGAGAAAUUAUAUCAAGCUGAUGUAGAACUUCAUGCUUUUCGCACUCUUACCAGAGAUGUUUAUGCUAGUUUUAGAACAUGUAUGUUGACUUACUGUGAUCUCAAGCUUUGCCACAGUUAACAUGAUAUUGAGUCUGUGAUGGCGAAUGAGAGUUCUCAAUUGACCUACUUGGGUCAAUACAGGCUUGAACUUUUUUUAAUGUAUUUUUUUAAUGAGGGCUCAAAGCUAAUGCUCAAUGCCAGCACUGGGCUUUGCACAAAACAACUUAUAUACCUGACUAUGUAAAGUAAUUAGACUGUGUUCAAUACAUGCCCGUGGUGUGAUUACCCCAUCUCUUUCUUUGCAAAGCUGAAAGGACAUGUAAAACAGGAUCUAAGCUUUCUCAACAAGCAGUGAUGAAACAAAGCUCUUCACUGACACUUUGUGGAGCAGAAAGGAAUAUACCUAGUCAACACCAAUAUUGACUAUGAAAAGCUCAUCCAAUGCAGAUUUAACAGAAUAUGAAGAGAUGUGACCAACUAUCUAACCUAGCUCUGCACAUUCAUUGGUUUCUUAGUAAAUUAUAUUUCUUAGUAAAAGAAAAAAAGAAGAAAAAAAAGAUUUGGUUUAUGGGAUGAUACAUAUUUUAGCAGAAGUGUUAUAAAUAACUUUGUUAUUAAUCUCUUGAAAACAAGUUUUUGCUGAUGGUUCUGUAGCUGUAAGAUAUCACAGCUGGCGAAUAUGAUUGGCAAAUUGUCCACCUGUUUUUAGUGGCUUAUGUGGAUUUUGAAUCUUGUGAUUUUAAAUAAUCUUGUUCCCAGGCAAAGCUACCGGACCUGAAAUAGUUUUCUUUGUAAAAAGACUGAAUAGGCCACAUCUGAAAUUGAAUUUACAGAAUUAUUAACCAUUAAAGGAAAGCGCACAAUGAUUAGACACCGAGGCAAUUUCCCUGAAAUCAAGCCUUCUCACUAUAUUUGUGUGCGGGCACAUGGUGUGCCUCCAGACACAUAUCUCAGAGGCGCGUUUGCGUUAAAGUGUAGUCUUUACAGGAGAUUUGUGGUGCAGGUUUUGGAAACUACUGAUUUUAUGUCUUUGUGGGGCUGUGGAACAAAGAGAGUUUCUAAUGUUGUGCUCUGAAGCUGGGGUUUACUAACAUGGUUGGUGAAUGUACAGAGGUUUAUUUCAGCUUCCUGAAUUAGGAGCACUGCAGCAUAUUUGGUAUAGCACCUGCUUGCCUGGCUUCUCAGAUGGAGAGAACAGGAAUGUGAGGAGAGGUAGUUGUAGCAACCAUGCUUUAGGGUAGUGAUACAUUUAGGAAAAUCCAUUUAAGAGCCAAAACAUUUUUUCUCUCCCAGAAAAGAUUUACCAUUUCAUAUUUUUAAAAUAAGGACAUUUGAAUUCUUCAGUGAAGGAUAAAAUGCAUUUUAUGUUAAAAAUGGAGAAUGAUUAGGAAGGUACAUUAAGUUGGAUUAGUUUCUACUGUCCUUUUAGAAUACUAAUAUAGAAUGGGAGUUAUGUUCAAGGAGUUGGCUGUAUAGGCCUGAUUGUUCCAGACUACAACUCAGGGGCAGAUGCGAUCUUUGCACUGUUAGCAAAAUGCGCAAAUAAACAUCAUAAUACUAGAAGUACUAACUGGGGCAGGGCUAUUUUUCUAUGGAUUAUGCUGUUACUAGGAGGGCAACAGCUCAUAAUAUGACUUAGGAUAUGCCUCAAAAAGAGUGUGUGAGUAUGUGUGUGGUAUCCACACCACAACACAUUUGUAAUCUGGGUUUUCUUGUACGGACCUGAGGUACGGUAAAAUAGCUAAGGCAGUUUUGCUUUUUUGUAUCCAAAUGUGUACAUUAAAGACAUUCUUGAAUGUG